GCUCGCUAGCGCUGAUGUCAGAGGCGAGGUGAGGUGAGGUGUGCUGAGCCGCUUCCGCGCGGCCAACUCUACGUGCCCGUGUAAGGCUGUCCAAUGCGCAUGCGACGGUGCCUAUGUAAAUGAGAACAAGCCAUCGACGUCAGCGCGCGCGAUGAGGAUUACAUCCUGGGGUACUUGGGUGAGGAGGGGUGAGGUGAAGUUUUAACGGCCUGCCCUCCACCACUGCCUCCCCCAAUUUCCCGUACCGAACUUAUACCCAGCAGACACAAUGCACCCCCAUCUCUCCCUCCCCAGCACCCUCCUCCUCCUCCUCCUCCACGCCCUCGUCGCCCUCCCAGCCCUCGCAAAAAACACCACCACAACAACAACCACAACAACAACAACCACCACAACCGCAAAAGCACUAACCUGGGGUCUCUGUCCCCCCGAAAUAACCAGCGCCCUGCCAAUCCAAUGUGCCGACCUGACCGUCUCCCUCGACUACACCGCCCCAAACAACACGCAAACCCUCACGCUGAACCUGCUCAAAGUCCCCGCCCUGAAAGACACGCCCGCGCGGCGGAGCGUGCUCGUGAACCUCGGGGGCCCAGGCGCAUUCGGGCGGGUUGAGUUGGCGAGGAUGGCGGAGCAGCUGAUGGCCACCUCGGGCGGCUACCACGACCUCGUGAUCCACGACCCGCGCGGCACAGCCAGCACGCUCCCCUUCUCCUGCUACGCGAACAGCACUGCCUACGCAGCCGCGCAAGCGCGACAUCCGGCGCCUGCGGCCAACGCGUCUGACACGGCGCUAGGCACGGCGUGGGCGACGGCGCGGCUGGCCGUGGAAGCGUGCAAGGCGGAUGCUGAGGCCGUGGAAUGGGGGAGCCAUAUCGGGACGGCAGCUACGGCGCGGGAUUUGCUGAGCGUCGUGGACGCGCUGGGCGAGGACGGGUUGCUGAGGUAUUGGGGCUACAGUUAUGGGACGGCGCUGGGCGCGACGGCGGUCGCGAUGUUUCCGGAACGUGUGGAGCGGGUCGUGCUGGAUGGCGCGAUGGAUGUGCUGCAGUACUGGGGCGGGCACGACACGAACAUGUACACCAACACCGACGGCGUAUACCACACCUUCCUCUCGGGGUGCCUCGACGCCGGGCCGGCCAAAUGCGCCCUCGCAGCGCACGCAUCCACGCGCACCGCGCUCGAAACCGCCAUCGACGCGCUGCUGGAAAGUGUCAAGACGGCGCCGGUGCCGUAUCCCGAGAUGGACGUCCUGGUCGACUACACGGCCCUGCGCAACUACCUCCUGCUCGCGCUGUACAUACCGCCGGCGUGGGGCGAGCUGGGCGGCGUGCUGGGCGCGCUGCUGAGCUACACCGAUGCGGCGGCCUCCUCUACUAACGCCACGGCGUCCAACGCCUCUAUUCCCCUCGCGCCCGGCAUUCUCGCCCCCAUCUUCAACGGCCCCUCCAACCUAGCCGUAACACAGAACGCCGAAGCACGGUACGCGAUCAAAGGGUCCGACACCGUUGCGCGGAACCCGUCUUUCCAAUCUUUCCUCCCCGUCCUCGCGGACCUCAAGCGCAAGAGCAAGGUCGCGUGGGACGCGACGCAGGCGGCGUACUUUGAGAUGCUGGUCGCGCUGUGGCCGUUUGCGGCAAGGGAGCGGUAUGAAGGGGAUUUUAGAGUUGCCCCGCGGAAGGGGGUGUUGGUGGUGAGUUUGCGGACGGAUGUGGUUACACCGUUGGCUGCGGCGGAGGAGGUGGUGCGGAGGUUUGAGGGGGCGAGGUUGGUUGUUGUUGAGGGUGUGGGGCACACGACGCUGACGCAGCCGUCGCGCUGCGCCGCCGAGGCCGUGACGAAGUAUUUCCUGGACGGGACGCUGCCGGAUGAGGGGACGACGUGUAACGCUGAUGUGCCGUUGUUCUCGAACUUGACGUGGCGGGAUGUGCUGGGUUGAGAUGGGCCGGCGGGGGUGGGGGAGCGGGAGGCGAGG
Aplosporella prunicola CBS 121167 is the source of this 1969-nucleotide messenger RNA. RefSeq lists its product as uncharacterized. The transcript is spliced from 4 exons. The record is from RefSeq and is a predicted model, not a curated record. NCBI's taxonomy places the organism in Eukaryota, Fungi, Ascomycota, Dothideomycetes, Botryosphaeriales, Aplosporellaceae. The coding region runs from base 269 to 1933 and encodes 554 amino acids.